CCGCCGGGGCCGGUCGGGUAGCUGAGAGGAGAGGGCCGCGGCGGUGGGCUCGGGCGGCUGUGCCGAGGUGGAUGACAUCCGUGGGGGAGAGCUCAGAAAUUGAAGCCAGAGAAGCCUGUGACUGGCUGAGAGCUGCCGGUUUUCCCCAGUAUGCUCAGCUAUUUGAAGAUAUGCAGUUUCCUAUUGAUGUAAAAACUGUAAGGAAAGAUCAUGAAUUCUUAGAUGGAGAUGCGAUUGAAUCACUAUUCAGACGGUUGAACACAUUGAACAAGUGUGCAUCAAUGAAAGUGGAAAUAAGCCGUCAGAGGAAACGGAGUGAUGACUCUGAAGAUGAUGAACCUUGUGCCAUAAGUAACAAAUGGGCUUAUGAGAGGUGCAGUCAGAGAUGGUCUCGUAUCGAGAGCCUAGAAGGUUUUCCAGGAGAGGAAGGUGCUAGUGCAUCAGUCCCAGGCAGUCCAAUACUGAAGAGCGUCAUCAACGAGGAUGCUAUCUUUCUGGAUCAUGGCGAGAAACAUGAUGUGUCCUCAAUUCACAGUGCUAGCAGUGGUGACAGUGACAUUGUUAGCUUCCCAAAACCUUUUGAAGAUGUGGAAACCAGCACAAGUUCCUCAAGAUGUUCCUCAAUUAAGGUGGCUUCACUGGACUCUACAUUUAGUUGUUCUCCUCCCUGCAGUGAAUCUUUAAAUAUCACCAGUGAAGAGAAGCUUUUGGAUAAGUCACCAUAUAAAAAGAGGAAGAGCCUUCUAAAGAAAAUGGAGAAGUUGCACUUAAGGAGCUGCAACUUAAGGAGUGGUCAGUCAAAGGCCAAACCCAUAAUAAGUGAACCUGUUCUUCUAGAAGGACUUAAUGAAGAAAAGAUGAAGAUGCUGAACUGUGUAAAUAUUUCUGACCUCUCUAGCACCCAAACAAAGAACAAUUCUUCCUUUUCUCCCCAGAGUUGCAAUAGCAGCAAUCAGUCUGAAAAUAGCAGCUCAGUGAGCACUCCAAGUCCUGUUAUAAAACCACGAAGCCACUGUGAAGGAAGGGGGGUGUAUGCAGAGGACUUCGAUUCUAGCAAGCUCUUGCUGUGGGAUGAUCUAUCUCAGCAAAACCUAAAAAAUGACAUGACGUUACGAAUGAACCAGAUGUUUCAAAUACCACAAGGCCAUAAACCUGGCACUUUCCCCAAAGCACUUACAAACAGCUCCCUGUCUCCAGUAGACAACUCUUCCAUCAACUGGAGAACUGGGAGUUUUCAUGGGUGCAGGAGGAGCCAGAGCAGAAGCAGUUCCAAGGACUCCAAAGCCCCCAGGAAUCCCCUUUCAUGCACAGAUAACAGGCUAAGUGUAUAUGACAACAUGCCCAGUAUUGAACUUGAUAAUUUGGAGGCAGCACAAGUUGGUGAUGAUGAUGUUUUUUCAGAACUGAACAAUGUCAUAGAAGAUGUCAACGGUCUCAAAAAGUUGGUUGAUCAGUGGACAAAGAAGUUCUCUGAUGAUGGAGAUUUGGACUUUGCCAGUGACUUGACCUCUUUGUAUCCAUCCUCACCUAAAGAAAUCUGUCUUGAAACAGAGGGCUCAGAAGAUAAGAGAGCAGACCUCCCAGCCACUGAGGGAGAGAGCAGCUGUGAACUGGGCAAGGAGAUCAGUUCUGCAGACCUGGCAUAUGUGACAGACUCUAAGAAGAUCAACAGGCAUGGGAAGCAACACUGGUCUGUGGAAGAGAGUGUGAACUUGGAAAGCCUUUCCAUCCAGACUGAUAGCCAGUCAGCUGCCCAGCUAGCCCGGACACAAAAGCUGGCUUUGUUGAAACUCACUGCUUUAAUGGACAGAUACUCCCCUUCCAGUAAGCAGGGCUGGAACUGGACUAUACCAAAGUUCAUUAAAAAAAUAAAAGCCUCUGACUACAAGGACAAAAAUGUGUUUGGGGUUCCUUUACUUCUGAAUGUUCAGCGAACAAGCCACCCACUGCCUAACGGCAUACUGCAAGCACUGGACUAUUUAAGAAGCCACUUUCUUGACCAGGUUGGCCUGUUCCGAAAAUCUGGUGUUAAAUCCAGGAUUCUGUCUUUAAGAGAAAUGAAUGAAACCAACCCAAACAACGUAUGUUACGAAGGGCAGUCAGCAUUUGAUGUGGCAGAUAUGGUGAAGCAGUAUUUCCGAGACCUUCCUGAGCCUAUAUUUACUAGCAGGCUCUGUGAAUCCUUCCUCCACAUCUACCAAUACGUGCCAAAGGAUCAGCAGUUUCAGGCUGUCCAGGCUGCUAUUCUCCUUCUCCCAAAGGAAAACCGAGAAGCUCUGAAAAUCCUCCUGUUCUUUCUACGAGAUGUGGUUGCUUUUGUUGAGGAAAACCAGAUGACCCCAACCAACAUUGCUGUCUGUCUUGCACCUUCUUUGUUUCACCUCAACACCUUGAGAAGGGAUAGUUCCUCCUCCUCCGUGAGAUCUAGUCAGAGGAAGUGCAGCUUGGGGAAGCCAGACCAGAGGGAGCUGAGUGAGAACCUGGCAGCAACACAGGGCUUGGCCCACAUGAUAAUGGAGUGCAACAGACUCUUCCAGACUGACUUCCCGGCUUGACCUCGGCCUUUCCUCAUCCUUAUGGACUUGCCUGGCGAUCACUAGACUGUGGCUGACCCUGGUUGCUGUCACUGGACCUGAUCCUGACCUCCCUUGCUGACUCACCUUCCUGGCACAACCUCAGACCGCAUCACCAUGGAUGUGUCUGAUGAUCUGGACUCUUGGCUGACCCUGGCUGCCACCUCUGGCCCGGCUCAGGUACUGUGGGACUGGGUGGCUGCCGUGCCAGCCCUGUUAUCCCACUUGACUCCUGGCCCCUCUCCCUUGGGAGCCGCCAGCCCUUGGUGCACCCCGACAGUCAGCUCGCGCCUUCCCACGCUCCACUCGAGCACCACGGCUGGGCCGGGGCCGCUGUCCCAUGGCUCCCCUGCACCGACACACGGCCCUGCCCCAGGGCUCUCCCCAGCACUGACCCCCCCAGCCAGUCCCUUGCUCCUGAGUGACACCCGCUGCCCCCCCCCCCAGCCCAGCCCAGCCUGGGGUCCGAUCUCUCCAUGGCAUCAGUCCCCAACCUGGCCAGGGCUCCUAAGUGACCCCCUCCACCCCCAGUCCGACCAUGGGUCCCCAUUUCGUCAACAGUGGCCUGAACCCCUCUGCCUGGCCCUGAGGUCCCUUGGGGUGCCCUGAUGCCUGCCCCGCACCCUGCAGUCCGCCCUGGCAACAUGGGAGCUGGUCCCGUCCCUGGCUGCGUGGCCCCCCCCCCCCCCAAAAUAGCCCCGCAGGGACUCUGAUCUGCCCUCGGACCCACCGCCAUCCUGCACACUCCUGCUACGACCAGGGCGCUUCGCAAGACGUGCUGCUGAUGCCAGGGCUGCGAGCUGUGGGGCUGCCCCUCAGCGAGGGGUGCCAGGGCCCUGGCUCGCGUGCCCCCUGCCCUGCCAGGGCAAGGAUUUGGUGCCGAGACUCGGGGACCGCCCGGAGAGGGCCGUCCCCCUUCUGCUGGUGACCUUGAGGAGGGGCCGCAGGCAGCUCCGCGGGGCGGCCUGCCUCAGCCAUGCCUGCGCCUGGACACGCACCCGCUGCUCUGGACCCAGACCUGGACUCUGACGCUUGGCCCUGCCUGGUCUCCGUGGCCGUCGCUGGACUGCAGCUGACGCUGUUACCACCGCCGACCCUGACCCUGCCUGGCUUGGCCUCGGCCCCUGCGACUGGGACUCUCGGUCGGUCGCCACUGCCAUUCCCGGGCCCGCCCGGCGUCUCCCUCAGGUACUUGACUGUUGCCUUGGUCACUGCUGACUUCAUGAAACAAGCAUCCUGAGCGCCAGGGCCUUGCACUGCUGGGCUGGGAUGAGACUGCUUGGCUCCCUUGAGAGCUCUGUGCUCUGCUGAGGGAUGCCAGAGACGACAUCAAAAGCUGGGUGACCUGUUCACACCUGGCAAAUAAGGUACCUGGCUGCUCACAACUCUCUACGCAGCCUUCCUGCUCACAUGCAGAUGACGACACAGGCUGUGCCAGCCGCCUUCGGUCCUCCCCCAUGGACAACUCUUGUUCUGCAGCAGCAAGUAGUGUGACAACGGCCUUCCCAGCACAGGGAAACCCCCUGCACAUUGCCUGUACCAUGGUAUGUGACACAGGCACAUGCAGCACCCCUACGCCAACACUCACCACUCUGCCUGUCCUUCUCAACACAGUAGCAGUUGUCGUAGAACUCGGUGAAGGUGGUGGCCAGCUCGUAAAGGUAGUCACAGAGCGUGUGCAAUAACAAGUCCUCCAGGAUUUUCUGCAGGAUCUCAGGGAACCUCAGGAUGCACUUGCCCAGUUUCCACUCCUUCUCAUGGUCAAGGAUGAGCACCUCCUCCCUAGCUGCCUUCCGCAGCAUCUGCUCGUCAAUAUUGGCCAGGCGAGCAAUAGCCCUGAAAUGGUCCAAAACACAGUCUGCUUGUGAGGGUCCCACUGCUCAACCUGCCCGAGGGCCAGCCUGCAAGUUGGUCACGUGUCUGGCUUGUCUCAGGGCUAGCACUGGCCACCCGCUGACCUCCUCACUUGCCCGGUCCUGGGUUACCAGGCCAGAAGACAGCAACGAGCCCUGGGAAUGCAUGGGGAGACACUGCCCUCAGAGCGAUCCAACAGGGCACUGCAGGGGAACAGGGAGGGAUGUGCUCUGGGCACAUGUGUUGGCAAGGACAGCUGAUGCUGCCAAGCAAACCAGGGCUCAGGGUGCCAGAAAAACUGUGUGGGGCAUGGCGACACCCAAGGUGAGCAGCUGCUGGAACGCAGGCUCACCCCUCUCUGACCACCUAAGUCCUCUAAUGGAAUUACCAGAAACUCCCACAGUUCCCACCCCGCUAGCUAAAGGGCUGGGGUGCAUGUCACACCGAGGAGCCCUGUUUCAGAUAGCAGAGGACACCAUUUCCAAUGACAAAUAAAAUCUUGCCUAAGGUA
Molecule: messenger RNA, 4938 nt
Organism: Aquila chrysaetos chrysaetos
Lineage: Eukaryota; Metazoa; Chordata; Aves; Accipitriformes; Accipitridae
Product: rho GTPase-activating protein 7-like
Exons: 13
Coding region: 72-2555 (827 amino acids)
Biological process (GO): signal transduction; actin cytoskeleton organization; regulation of Rho protein signal transduction
Molecular function (GO): GTPase activator activity; protein binding
Source: RefSeq, a predicted model, not a curated record